CGUGUUUGCGUGCGGCGGAGGUGGCGGCGCGGGCCGGUCGGAGCUCGGCGUUGCUGCUUCUGGUGCUCCUGUCGCCGCCGUCUCUGUCCGGCUGUCUUGGGCCAUCGAGCGGACGAGGCGCCGGCCACAGCACCUCAGCCCCAGCCGCAGCUCCGCGCGGGGCUCGGCGGGAGGGUGGGCGAGCGCGUGUCGGAGGGUGCCGCGCGGGCGGGCGGGAGGGCGCCCGUGAGGGAAAGAGGCGGGGGCGGUGGGUCAGCCGCGGGCCGGGCCGGCCGGGGGAUGUCGAUGCCUGACGCGAUGCCGCUGCCCGGUGUCGGGGAGGAGCUGAAGCAGGCCAAGGAGAUUGAGGACGCGGAGAAGUACUCCUUCAUGGCCACCGUCACCAAGGCACCCAAGAAGCAAAUCCAGUUUGCUGAUGACAUGCAGGAGUUCACCAAAUUCCCUACCAAGACUGGCCGGCGAUCUUUGUCUCGCUCUAUCUCUCAGUCCUCCACUGACAGCUACAGUUCGGCUGCGUCCUACACAGAUAGCUCUGAUGAUGAGGUUUCCCCCCGAGAAAAGCAGCAAACCAACUCGAAGGGCAGUAGCAACUUCUGUGUGAAGAAUAUCAAGCAGGCAGAAUUUGGACGCCGGGAGAUUGAGAUUGCAGAACAAGACAUGUCUGCUCUGAUUUCACUCAGGAAACGUGCUCAGGGGGAGAAGCCCUUGGCUGGUGCUAAAAUAGUGGGCUGUACACACAUCACAGCCCAGACAGCGGUGUUGAUUGAGACACUCUGUGCCCUGGGGGCUCAGUGCCGCUGGUCUGCCUGCAACAUCUACUCCACUCAAAAUGAAGUGGCUGCAGCACUGGCUGAGGCCGGAGUUGCAGUGUUUGCUUGGAAGGGCGAGUCAGAAGAUGACUUCUGGUGGUGUAUUGACCGCUGUGUGAACAUGGAUGGGUGGCAAGCCAACAUGAUCCUGGAUGAUGGGGGAGACUUAACCCACUGGGUUUAUAAGAAGUAUCCAAACGUGUUUAAGAAGAUCCGAGGCAUUGUGGAAGAGAGCGUGACUGGUGUUCACAGGCUAUAUCAGCUCUCCAAAGCUGGGAAGCUCUGUGUUCCAGCCAUGAACGUCAAUGAUUCUGUUACCAAACAGAAGUUUGACAACUUGUACUGCUGCCGAGAAUCCAUUUUGGAUGGCCUGAAGAGGACCACAGAUGUGAUGUUUGGUGGAAAACAAGUGGUGGUGUGUGGCUAUGGUGAGGUGGGAAAGGGCUGUUGUGCUGCUCUCAAGGCUCUUGGAGCAAUUGUCUAUAUCACAGAAAUUGACCCCAUCUGUGCUCUGCAGGCCUGCAUGGAUGGGUUCAGGGUGGUAAAGCUAAAUGAAGUCAUCCGGCAAGUUGAUGUCGUUAUAACUUGCACAGGAAAUAAGAAUGUAGUGACACGGGAGCAUUUGGACCGCAUGAAAAACAGUUGCAUCGUAUGCAAUAUGGGCCACUCCAACACAGAAAUUGAUGUGACCAGCCUCCGCACUCCGGAGCUGACAUGGGAGCGAGUGCGUUCUCAGGUGGAUCAUGUCAUCUGGCCAGAUGGCAAACGCGUCGUCCUUCUGGCAGAGGGUCGUCUGCUCAAUCUGAGCUGCUCCACAGUUCCCACCUUUGUUCUGUCCAUCACAGCUACAACACAGGCUUUGGCACUGAUAGAACUCUAUAAUGCACCUGAGGGACGGUACAAACAAGAUGUGUACUUGCUUCCUAAGAAAAUGGAUGAGUACGUUGCCAGCUUGCACCUGCCAUCAUUUGACGCCCACCUGACAGAACUGACAGAUGACCAAGCAAAAUAUCUGGGACUCAACAAAAAUGGGCCAUUCAAACCCAAUUAUUACAGAUACUAAUGGACCAUAUUACCAAGGACCAGUCCAUAUGACUCUAAAAGAAAUAUUUUUUAAGAUAACUUUUGAUUUCUUCUUAUUCCUUUCCUCUUGAUUAUUUUUUUUUCCUAUAAUUUCUUUCUUGUUUCUUCAUCUCAUUAUCCAAGUUCUUCACACAGGAACUUGCUUCAUGGCUCUUUAGAUGAAACUGAAAUUCAAGGUUUCUCACCCUAGUCACUAAAGAAGGAUUUUACUCUCCCAGCCCAGAAAGGUGACUCUUUCUUUACCAUUUCUGGGGACGAUAUAGUCUUAAUUGGGUACCUUAUUAACAGGAAAUGCUAAGGUACCUUCUAUGUGGAACAAUCUGCAAUGUCUAAAUUGCCUUAAAAGAGCCCAUUUCUUAGCUGCUGAAAUCAGUGUUCUUUCACUUCUUCAGAGGAGCAGGGAUGGUACCUACCAGUCAGGUAGGUUAGAUGUAGGUGGUGCAUGUUAAUUUCCCCUAGAUGCUCCGCGCCCUGUUUCCUGUGUAAAGGCGGUAUGUUUGGUUCAGAGAUGUGUACUAGUGAGUGUUGCUUGUUAAGGUCCAGUAGGCCCACUUGAAUUUAGUACAGCCCCUCCUUCACUCCCACCAGACCUCAUUUUUUCAGGUUUUUAACCAGACUGCAAUCUAUUAAGUUGAAUUUUGUCCCCUAGCAUUUAUUUGUUGUAUUUAAAAAAGAAAGAAAGAAAGAAAAAUGUUUAGUCUUAAUACUGAGAAGCUGGUUGGGUGGUUAGUUACCAAUUUAUCUUUUGAACUUUUGGAGCUAAAAAUACAGAGUUGAGUCUAGAGACAUGCUGAUCUCAAACUCUGAUAAUUUCUCUGUUUCUAGCCCAUAGUUUAUAGCAUUAAUAAACUGGGGCCAUAAUAGCAAAUUUUAUCAGCUCUGCCCCAUACAGCUUGGGCUGAAAGCAAAUUUCUUGAGCCAUUACUCAGUAUAAAGCACUGAGCUCUAUCUUUAGGAUUUAUCCUUCAAGAGCAGAUUUCUGGUCCGCUGUGCUUCUGCAGUUUAAAAUAUUUAAAGGGAUGAAGAUGUGGAUGGGAGGAGGAAGUAUAAAUUGUGCCAGGGUGAGAGAAAUUAGCUCCAUAUAACUUGUCUGGGACUUUAGGCCCCAUAGAACAUUAGUGUUACACAAGCGGUACCACUUUUGAUUGACACAUGUCACAGAAAGUUUUUGAACUAAGAUAUUAAAAGGCAGUUUGUGCGUAGAGAAAGUAAUCAGUAUCUCCUGGCUCACACUCUGAAAGAAUCCUCAGAGAGGUUCUCUCAGAGAUGUAUUCCCAUGCCAUGCACCCUGCUUACCAGCAUUUCUGCAUGGUCAGAUGAGCUUGAUGCUCAUGAGCUUUAAGUGUAUAAUUAUCCAGGAUUCUAAAUCCUCAACUUCUUCUAGCUUGUGAUCCUUCAAAGCUGGGUCGGACAUUAGUGCUAGAUACUAGAAAUUUUCAUUUCCCUGUUGCCAGUGAUCAGAGAGACAGACAUUAAAACAGGAAUAUAAGGAAGGAAAGCUUUUCACUCUGUGACUUCUAGAAGGAGACAGUGAUCUUGCCAAAAUUUUUUCCCUUUCCUCUCCCCACCCAGCCCCUUCCCAGUCCUUGCCGAUGUGACCAUGCUUUCUUCUCUUAGAUGCUAACGGUUCAGGCCCUUUUUCCCAGGGUAUUUAACCAGCCAAUCAGAACACCACAUCCUUUAGGAAAGGUAACCUGGCAAACAGUGGUAUCCAUGGCGUCAGCUCUGUUUGAGGGAAGGAGCCCAGGUCCUGCUGCCCCCUGACCUGCCCCUACUCCCUUUUCUAUUACUGUGUCCAUAGGAAUACUAGGUUAGGGCUCCAUCUCUGUCAAGCCAUGUAACAAAUGACACUGGGAAAUGUCUGGCAUCAGAGGGAGCGUGUGGAGAGCAACUUGGGAGGAACAAGUUUAUUUUGUAUUGAAUGAUUUUUAUUGAAUGCAAUAUUAAUCCUUGCAGAUGAGCAAUAAUCAUUAAAGUCAAUUAAAAUAAUAAGACUUUA
Molecule: messenger RNA, 3891 nt
Organism: Camelus dromedarius (Arabian camel)
Lineage: Eukaryota; Metazoa; Chordata; Mammalia; Artiodactyla; Camelidae
Gene: AHCYL1
Product: adenosylhomocysteinase like 1
Exons: 17
Coding region: 280-1872 (530 amino acids)
Biological process (GO): L-methionine cycle
Cellular component (GO): cytosol
Source: RefSeq, a predicted model, not a curated record